AUGUCCAUGGGCACUGCGAUCGAUGCAAAUGCCGCUGAUGGCGACAAGACCAAACUGCGCAUUCAAACGCACUUCUCGACGGAAACACUUUCCGGACAGAUGGCGCAGGAAUUCAUUGAUGACGUUUCCGCCAUGUCCAACGGUGAAAUCGAAAUCGAGAUGUUCUUUGCGUCUUCGGUUGUCAAGUCGGCAGAAACCUUUGAUGCGGCAGCGACCGGCAUUCUGGACUGCGACAUGACCGGUGGUGCCUAUCAGACUGGUAAAAACCCGGCCUUCCAGUUCGCCGGCGAUCUGACCGGUGGCUAUCAGAACCCCUAUCAGCAAUAUGCCUGGCUGCUGCAUGGUGGCGGUUACGACAAGCUGAACGAGCUCUACAACGCCAACAACAUGGAGUUCAUCGGCUGGUGGAUCCCGGGACCGGAGUCCCUGUCUUCCACAAAGUCCUUCAAGGGCGUUGACGAUCUGAAGAACUGGAAGUUCCGUUCACCUCCAGGCGUCAUCACGCUGAUUUUCGAAAAGCUCGGUGCAUCGCCGAUCGUGAUGGACUUCAACGAAAUCUUCACGGCGCUCGAAACAGGUAUCAUUGACGGCGCAGACGCCGCCAACAUCACCAACAAUGUCGGCCUCGGCCUCUAUGACAUCGCGACUGAAACCAAUUACCCCGGUUUCCACUCGAUGCCGGCCGACCACCUCGCCUGCCGCAAGGACGUGUGGGAAGCCAUGCCGGAUCACCACAAGGCGAUCCUGAAAGUCGGCAUGCAGGCUCUUGGCUUGAAAAACUCCACUAUCAACGAAGUGAAGAAUGCCCAGACCGCGAAAGAACUUCGCGAGAAAGGCAUCAAGCUGAACACCUGGUCUGAUGAGGAUCUUGCCGUCUAUCGCCAGGCUGUUCAGGAUUCCUGGGUCGAGUUCGCGACAACCCCGGAAUCCAAGGAAUUGCUGCAGAGCCACCUGGACUUCCUGCGUGAACUUGGCGCAAUGCAGUAA
Molecule: messenger RNA, 987 nt
Organism: Effrenium voratum
Lineage: Eukaryota; Dinophyceae; Suessiales; Symbiodiniaceae
Source: the annotation of a GenBank genome assembly